Molecule: messenger RNA, 362 nt
Organism: Capsicum annuum
Lineage: Eukaryota; Viridiplantae; Streptophyta; Magnoliopsida; Solanales; Solanaceae
Exons: 3
Source: RefSeq, a predicted model, not a curated record
GUUUCAAGGAAGAAGUUGGAGAGCUUGCCAAUAGGAAUUAUUUAAUAGAGUUUGGGGUGGUGCAAGAUGUUGAUCGACUUGAUGUGAUUGGUGCAAUAGGAAUCGCUCAUUGCUUUACUUUUGGUAGAAGCAGGCAUAGAGUUCUCCAUGAUCAAAAAAUUCAACCUCGAUCAGAACUAUCUAAUGAAAAUUACAUGAACAAAGAAGAGCAGACUACAGUGAAUGAUUUUCAUGAGAAGCUUCUCAAAUUAAAGGACUUGAUGAAAACAAAUGAUGGUAAAGAAAGGGCAGAGAAAAGGCAAAAAUAUAUGGAGGAUUUUCUGAAGGAGUUCUAUGAAGAGUGGGAGGGAGGGCUUAAAUGA